CAUCGGCUACCGUCGUUCGUUUCGUUUGGAUCCUGCAAUGGCUCUGUGCCUUUCCUGAUCUCUCUCAAUUCUUCACAUUCCGCCAUUGUUGCAUGAAUUUCUCUUGGUUCUCAGUUGAUGAACAAUAAACCGAGGCACAUUUCUGGGCAAAGAAAGCCAACAGCAUCCAAAUGAAGACCCACAAAUUGAUUUCACCCUUUCGUCUGUGUUCCCUUCUUCGUCUCCAAAAGGAUCCUAAACUCGCUUUUCAACUCUUCCUGAACCCUAAUCCCAGCUCUACAAAACCCCCCAAACCCUUCCGUUACUCUUUACUUUCCUAUGAUCUUAUCAUCACCAAGCUCGGGCGUGCCAAAAUGUUCGAUGAAAUGGAAGAAAUCCUCCAUCAGCUCAAGCAAGAGACUCGGUUUGCUCCUAACGAGAUUAUCUUCUGUAAUGUCAUUUCGUUCUAUGGUCGAGCCCGCCUCCUUGACCGUGCCUUUCAAGUGUUUGAUAAAAUUCCAUCCUAUGGUUGCAAGCGGACGGUGAAAUCAGCGAAUUCGUUGUUGGAUGCGUUGUUGAAGUGCAGGGAGUUUGAGAAAAUGGCGGAAGUUUUUGUGAGCAUUGGUAACUAUGGCUCCCCUGAUGCUUGUACUUUUAACAUUUUGAUUCAUGCUGCUUGUUUGUGUGGGGAUUUGGAUGAUGCAUGGGAGGUGUUUGAUGAAAUGCCAAAGAGAGGUGUGAAGCCGAAUGUGGUCACUUUUGGAACUUUGAUUUAUGGACUUUCUCUGAAUUCUAAGUUGGAUGAAGCAUUAAGGUUGAAAGAGGAUAUGGUGAGAGUCUAUGGGAUUUUGCCGAAUGCGUCGAUAUAUGCUACAUUGAUCAAAGGGUUCUGUGGGAUUGGAGAUUUGAAUUUGGCUUUCAAGCUAAAAGAGGAGAUGGUGACUAACAAGGUAAAACUGGACUCGGCAAUUUAUUCUACUUUCAUCAGUGCACUCUUCAAACAUGGUAGGAAAGAAGAAGUUCCUGAGAUUUUAGCAGAAAUGGGAGAGAACGGGUGCAAACCCGACACGGUCACCUACAAUGCCAUGAUCAAUGGGCAAUGUAAAGAGAACGAUCUUGAAUCUGCAUAUAAAGUUUUGGAUGAGAUGGUGAAGAAGGGGUGUAAGCCAGAUGUGAUCAGUUUCAAUACAAUCAUGGGGAGAUUAUGCAAGGAGGGGAAAUGGGAUAAGGCUAUGGACUUGCUUGCAGAUAUGCCAAGACGAGGUUGCUCUCCUGAUGUGGUAUCAUACAGGACUCUUUUUGAUGGGCUGUGUGAAAUGAUGCAGUUACAGGAAGCAACUUCGAUACUGGACGAGAUGAUCUUCAAGGGCUACGUGCCUCGUUCCGAGAGCAUAAACAAACUCAUUGACAGGUUGUGCCAGGAAUCCAACAUGGAGCUGUUGUGGAUGGUUUUAAACAGUCUAGGAAGAGGAAAUGUCAUGAACGUAGAUAUAUGGGCAAGAGUUGUGGCAUUUGUUUGCAAGGUGAAGGCAUCAGAAGCCUCCAAGUUAUGUGAUUUAUUGAUUAGUUGACAAGAUAGCUAUGUCAGGGGAUUUUGUUAUACUGAACUAUCUAUCUCCUUAGUCUGGGCAUCUUAAAGACAAGCCGACAUCGAUUUACAACGCACUCAUCUAGUUGGAACUCGGAGAUCGAGAGCAAUGACACCCAACAAGAACUAGGAGAUUGAGUCUUGCCUGGUUGUAGUAUAGCAACCAAGAUCUACAUGGAUAACAAGUCAGCAAUAGCUUUAGUCAAGAACUAGGUUCAUCAAUGGAUAACAAGUCAGCAAUAGCUUUAGUCAAGAACUAGGUUCAUCAAGAGAGAUCGAAGCAUAUUGACACUCGAUUUCACUUCAUAAGAGAACAUGUGAAGGCAAAAGAAGUGGAAUUGCAUCAUUAAAGUCCGAUGCCUUUCAACAUCUGAGGAAGAAGGUUAGCAUCCGAAAAUUCAUUUAUUUUAUUAGUUUUACUCCAACUACUCAAUAAUUCCUUGUCCUCUAAUUACACUACUGAUGUAAGGAUAGGUAUCCCAUGAGCAAAGUAAUUACAAGACUAGUUUGUUACUACAAAGAUCAAAACAUAAACUGAAAUCAUUGAUCCUAAAUUUAGUGGCUAAAGCUGAUUUUUGCUGA
Molecule: messenger RNA, 2149 nt
Organism: Cucurbita pepo subsp. pepo (vegetable marrow)
Lineage: Eukaryota; Viridiplantae; Streptophyta; Magnoliopsida; Cucurbitales; Cucurbitaceae
Product: Pentatricopeptide repeat (PPR) superfamily protein
Molecular function (GO): protein binding
Source: RefSeq, a predicted model, not a curated record